ACACAAGCUUAGUCCACUACACAAAUAUCUUUUAGCUUAAACUUUGAGUUCGUUCCCUUUCAAUAGCUUUAAUUUUGAGAGAUGGCUAUUAGGAUCCCUGUGACGACGAGAUUUGAGGGAAGGUCAUAUGCUCUAAUUUUUUGCUGGCUUUUUGGGAGCGGUUGUUCUUUAGCAUGGAACAACAUGCUCACGAUCGCGAGCUAUUAUGCUUAUUUGUUUCCCCUAAGUCGGUAUCAUCCAUCAAGAAUCCCUACAAUCAUUUACCAAUCAUUUGCCAUCGGAGCACUUAGUGUUCUUGUUUACAAAGAGGCAAGUCUCAAUACCAGACGUCGAAAUUUGUUUGGAUACGGUCUCUUUUCCCUCGGCUCUCUUGCUAUCCUAGUGUUAGAUUUAGCUACUUCGGGAAGAGGAGGGAUUGGAUCUUUCAUUGGAGUAUGCAUCAUUAGUGCGGUAUUUGGUCUAGCUGAUGCACAUGUUCUAGGUGGAAUGAUUGGAGAUCUGUCUUUGAUGGCACCAGAGUUUGUUCAGUCGUUUCUAGCUGGCUUAGCUGCUUCGGGAGCACUUACCUCUGGAUUGAGGCUGGUCACAAAAGUAGCAUUCAAAGACUCUAGGAAUGGCCUUCGCAAGGAAGCUAUGUUGUUUUUUGCAAUCUCCGUCAUUUUUGAGUUGCUAUGCGUCAUUUUAUAUGCGUAUGUUUUCCCGAAGCUAGUCAUCGUAAAAUUCUACCGUGCACAAGCUGUAGCUCAAGGGUCCAAAACUGUAUCAGCGGACCUUGUAGCUGGAGGCAUACAAGAGUUACCAACAAGACAGGCAGAGGAAGAACCAAUAAUAUUAGAUCAUCGGUUCAGCAACAAAGUCUUAUUUUUACUGAACAUAGAUUAUGGAAUCAGCUUAUUUUUGGUAUAUCUAUUGACAUUUAGCAUUUUCCCGGGUGUUCUGUCUAAGGACAGUGGAAAACACAGUUUAGGAGACUGGUAUCCUCUAAUGUUGAUAGCAGUGUUCAACGUCUCGGAUUUAGUUGGAAGAUACGUUCCCUUGGUCAAGAAGUUGAAGAUGGAGUUGGGAAUAGGUCUCAUGAUAACAUCGUUUGCACGUUUCUUGUUGGUUCCAGCUUUCUAUUACACAGCCAGAUAUGGAAACCAAGGCUGGAUGAUUUUCUUGACCUCGGUUUUGGGAUCAAGCAAUGGAUACUUGACUGUUUGUAUUUUAACAGUAGCACCAAUGGGUUACUCGGCACCGGAGCGAAAUGGGCUAGGAAACAUAUUGGUGUUAUGUUUGUCUGGAGGGAUGUUUGCAGGAGUCAUGUGUGAUUGGCUUUGGUUUAUUGGUAAAGGUUGGUAAAUGUUGUUGCCUACCCGUUGAAGGAAUGGUUUGGUUUGGUUUCCUGAUAAUAAAUGUAAUCUCUAAAGUCUCGAAGAUAAGUAGAGACCUGCCAUUUUCAUGUAGGACAUUUAUCUCUUUUAAUAAUAAAGUUCAUUGAACGUUA
Molecule: messenger RNA, 1486 nt
Organism: Capsella rubella
Lineage: Eukaryota; Viridiplantae; Streptophyta; Magnoliopsida; Brassicales; Brassicaceae
Product: equilibrative nucleotide transporter 2
Exons: 9
Coding region: 82-1341 (419 amino acids)
Biological process (GO): nucleoside transmembrane transport
Cellular component (GO): plasma membrane
Molecular function (GO): nucleoside transmembrane transporter activity
Source: RefSeq, a predicted model, not a curated record